GUUCUCAGGGUGCAGGGCGCAGUAGCGCCGGCGCGGCGGGCGGAGCCAGUGCUGCCUGUCACCGCAGCGCGUCGGCGCCGAGGGGGCGGGCCCGGCGCGGCGCUGGGGUCACCCGGGCUGCCUGCGCUGCCCUCCCCUUCGCCCCGCGCCCGCUCACCGCCUCCCUCUUUACGCUUCCCUUCCAUCCCCGCGAAGAUGGCCACCGACGGGUUGCACGAGAACGAGACGCUGGCGUCCCUGAAGAGUGAGGCCGAGACUCUCAAGGGCAAGCUAGAGGAGGAGCGGGCCAAGCUGCACGACGUGGAGCUGCACCAGGUGGCCGAGCGCGUUGAGGCCCUGGGCCAGUUUGUCAUGAAGACCAGAAGGACACUUAAAGGCCACGGGAACAAAGUCCUGUGCAUGGACUGGUGCAAAGAUAAGCGGAGGAUCGUGAGCUCCUCGCAGGAUGGAAAGGUGAUUGUGUGGGAUUCCUUCACCACUAACAAGGAGCACGCGGUCACCAUGCCCUGCACGUGGGUGAUGGCAUGCGCUUACGCUCCAUCAGGAUGUGCCAUUGCUUGUGGUGGUCUGGAUAAUAAGUGUUCCGUGUAUCCACUGACAUUUGACAAAAACGAGAACAUGGCUGCCAAGAAGAAGUCGGUCGCUAUGCAUACCAACUACCUGUCUGCCUGCAGUUUCACCAACUCUGACAUGCAGAUUCUAACAGCCAGUGGUGAUGGAACGUGUGCCCUGUGGGAUGUGGAGAGCGGACAGCUGCUGCAGAGCUUCCAUGGACACGGAGCAGAUGUCCUUUGCUUGGACCUGGCCCCCUCAGAAACUGGAAACACCUUUGUGUCUGGGGGUUGUGACAAAAAGGCCAUGGUGUGGGACAUGCGCUCUGGCCAGUGUGUUCAAGCCUUUGAAACACAUGAAUCUGACGUCAACAGUGUCCGAUACUACCCCAGUGGAGACGCCUUUGCCUCAGGGUCAGAUGACGCAACGUGUCGCCUCUAUGACCUCAGGGCAGACAGAGAGGUUGCCAUCUAUUCUAAGGAGAGUAUCAUAUUUGGGGCAUCCAGCGUGGACUUCUCCCUCAGUGGUCGCCUGCUGUUUGCUGGGUACAAUGACUAUACCAUCAAUGUCUGGGAUGUUCUCAAAGGCUCCCGAGUCUCCAUCCUGUUUGGACAUGAAAAUCGCGUCAGCACACUGCGAGUUUCCCCUGAUGGGACAGCGUUCUGCUCAGGAUCAUGGGAUCACACCCUAAGAGUUUGGGCGUAACCAUCCUCUGACAUGUGCACGUACAUGCUUGAGAAGAGUGUGAAUUCUCCCGUGAAGAUAUAAAGGACUUCCAGAGGCACCUCGAGCCUCUCGUGGUUAGCCUAUGGGAAGAGCUCCACAGCUCAGCAUUCACUCAUCCCCUCCAUUGUCACCAUUAGAACCACCCCACCCUGGAAAUCUACUUAAGUGGGUCUCAGCACUUCAAGAACACCUUUGGACAGUGCAUUUCAUCCGAAACACUUUUUAAAGUUCCUCUGUUUUUAGUUUAUUUUAAA
Molecule: messenger RNA, 1532 nt
Organism: Nannospalax galili (Upper Galilee mountains blind mole rat)
Lineage: Eukaryota; Metazoa; Chordata; Mammalia; Rodentia; Spalacidae
Gene: Gnb5
Product: G protein subunit beta 5
Exons: 11
Coding region: 196-1257 (353 amino acids)
Biological process (GO): G protein-coupled receptor signaling pathway; G protein-coupled dopamine receptor signaling pathway
Cellular component (GO): heterotrimeric G-protein complex; cytoplasm
Molecular function (GO): protein binding; signaling receptor complex adaptor activity
Source: RefSeq, a predicted model, not a curated record